Molecule: messenger RNA, 198 nt
Organism: Fusarium venenatum
Lineage: Eukaryota; Fungi; Ascomycota; Sordariomycetes; Hypocreales; Nectriaceae
Source: RefSeq, a predicted model, not a curated record
AUGGUCCUCAACCGUUACACGGUUACAAGCGAAGAAGCCAUUCAAUUCUAUCGCCAACCUCAGAUCUCACUCAGGCCUAAGGAAGCCACCAGCGAGGAACUCAAUCUCAGAGCAGAUGAGAUCUUCUCUGACAGUGAUACGAGUCCAGGAGUAGUGACUAUGACGGACGCUGUACCACUCGGGGCACUCUUUAAGUAA